Molecule: messenger RNA, 264 nt
Organism: Penicillium cosmopolitanum
Lineage: Eukaryota; Fungi; Ascomycota; Eurotiomycetes; Eurotiales; Aspergillaceae
Exons: 1
Coding region: 1-264 (87 amino acids)
Source: RefSeq, a predicted model, not a curated record
AUGGAUGAGGCCGCUGUCCAACGGCUGUGCGAGGCUAUGACGCCAGAGGAACACCGAGAGAAGCAUAGAGAGCACUGUUAUGCAGAGUUACAACAAUGGUUUCUUCCAGCUGUGGAGUCAUUUCCGGAAAUCGAAGAGGGAGAGACGGAUUUUGAAGGGUGGAUGAAUUAUUCGAUCUUUACUCUAAUGCGGCUUUGGGAGUUGUUGGACGAUGGAAUGUACAUGGAAGAUGCCUCGCAUGAGGCCGAGGACGGGGUGUUUUGA